Molecule: messenger RNA, 2531 nt
Organism: Oreochromis niloticus (Nile tilapia)
Lineage: Eukaryota; Metazoa; Chordata; Actinopteri; Cichliformes; Cichlidae
Exons: 7
Coding region: 271-1257 (328 amino acids)
Source: RefSeq, a predicted model, not a curated record
ACGUCACUCCUCCGUGGGAGAAAUCUGAUGCUGCAGGUCUUGCACGUGGUCUGUUGUUUACUUCUUCCAGGAACAGUGGAAGUGCAGUCAGAUAGGGGGAGGAGGGGUAGUCGGCAGAAUUGUGAAACAGCUGUCCUGGAUAGAGUUACCUUGGAGAGGGGGAAAAAAGACGCGCAGGCUGACGUUAACACCGGGAAAAUGUCGAACUGAAUUCUCUGAUGUUUCCAUCUUCAGAGGCUCCGUAAACAGCGCGAUACCUGAACAACUAGGAUGUUUCAGCUUGGAAGUCUGCUGAGCCAGCUCCAUCUCAGCUCCAAAGCUUCAGAAGCUGCUCAUGGCCAAAUCCCAAAGCAGACACCGACAGUACCUGACUUUUUACAAAGCGUGAUGAAACUCACCGGGCUGAAAAAGGAAUAUGUUUUCUGUAAUCUGCGUAUCCCCGACCAGCUUCAGACAGCCAAAGAUGACAUCAACCUUGUCAUCCUUUCAGGUCAUGGAAUCUUCUGCAUAGAUGUUAAACCCUGGAGAGGCACAGUGUCUGCUCACAACCAAAACUGGCAUGUGCAAGUGAAAGAAGAGGACCAGAACUUUACCAAUACCUGCAUUGAGCAGAUUGAAGAUCCACUCAAAGCUAUCAUGACUAAAACAGCAAACUUCUGCAGUCAUUUGAAGAGGAGUGGAGUGUCUGUGCGCCAAAGUCUCUUCUUCCCCAGAAUCAUCUUCCUCUCACCAGAUUGUGAACUGGAUAAGGAGCUGAGGAAGAAGAGGGAGCUGGUCUCCCACAGCCAAAUAGAGGACUUCCUCAAAUCUUUCAAGGAGGGCUAUAUUGCCUGGAUAUCAGAUGCGCUGACGCCCUCCUGGAUCUCUGGUCAUCUGUCGUACAGGCAGAUGGAAUCAGUGCGAGAGGUCCUGAGGAGGGUGGGAACGUGGGAUUUGGUGCGGCUGCACUGUGGCGAGCAGCUAAAAGGAGACUUCCAGAGCUGCCCGUAUAUCGCUCUCAACCGCCGGGAGACAGACACCCUCGAGUUUUCCAGUGUCAAGACCCUUUCUGCUGACUCGCUUUGGGCCCUGCUGGGACACGCUCCUCAGGUAACUGUUAAAAUGUAUAAGCGCGGAUCUAACAGCUGGCUGGGGAAAUCCCUGAAUGCCACCACCACCAUCCCCUCCAACACCUCUGUGAUCUUCAGGAUCAGCGGCGAAGAAUCAGAUGCUAAAAUCCCAGCAAACGCCAUUCACAGCAUCACGCUCAGCAUAUGACUGUGUGGAGAUAAUACAAACAGGAUCGCCAUCGCAACAUGGCACUGAAGAAGCAAGGGGAAGAAAAAUUGCUUACUUGUGUGUAGCAUCUUUUUUUAACUGAGUGCCUUUUAACAUGCAGUGUUUGUACUUUGCAAUAUUGUAGGACUUCCAGAUGUUUUUAUGUGCUCAUUUAUUGGGGAAAAAAGGAAAUAGAAAAAAGGUCCUAUUUGCCAAUUUCCCUGAUUCUCCUUAGUGACAAUAUUAUGUUAAUGUAGAUGGUUUCAGACAAUUAGCACGAUUAGCUUUCUCUUGUUUUGAAUUUCUAGGGCUGGCCCACACUUUACACUAGCCAUUAAUGAAUCAUUAUGCAAGCUGAUUGUGUCACACCGAUUUAGGACUGAAGUGUUUAAUGUGUUAAUUGUGGCGGUUAAAAACCGGUGGCCUCCGGCACAUCGAGGGCCGAGGAUGUAACUGCCUCUGUGGGUUUAAUGGGAAGUUAUUUACGGUCUGUUUAGACAGUGGAACUGUAAGGUGCUUUAUUAAUAUGCUCCACCGCACGGAGGAGAUGAUAACUAUUCAAGAGCACACGGGCACAGCAACCAGCACCAUUCAUAACUGUGUCUGAGUCACUUUCCAUCAGUUGCCCAGGCUUCCACAGCUGCGCUAACAGCUAGCAAUUGCAUUUACUGGGCCUGGCAGUGGUCAUAAUGAAGUUAUUCCCAACAGGAUAUCAGUGCCUUUAGCUAACAGCUCUCUCUGUUGAUGGUAUCUUUCUGUAUGGCAUGUCUACCUGAAACAUCAUUACACUGUACUCAAGCUACUCACUUUUUCAAAUGUCUGUUUACUGGUUUACCUGAGGGGCAGAUCAUUGGUGGUUUUAAAGCCAUCACUGAGUUGUUUACAUUGGUUGCUGCAUAUUUUUGAGACUGGUUGUUUUGUGGUUUGAGUCAACAUUGCUUGAAAUUAUAGGUGUUUUCAUGAAUUUAUUGCCUAUACAUAUUUAAACCUACAUAGUCCUCAGGAACUGUUUUCUCCAAAGCACUUGACAAACAAUAUUUGCAAUAUCAGAUGGUCUGGUAUGGGAAGGACUUCAAGGAAAUUACUAUGUGGAUAUCUGAUAAGUGGUGGGUGCAUGCACGUUUUACUGUAAUUUCAUUAUACAUUGAACCAUGCUUCUCAGUUGAUUUAUUCAGGCAUGUUUGCUUUAUUCAUUGGUGUGUGGGGUUUUUAGGCCAUUGAGCUAUCAAAUGUUUGUACCACGUGUUGUUGUAAUAAAGAGAUGUGACUAUUGA